UGACAACGCCCAUAUGUUUUUGAAGAGUUUGAAUGGUGUGAAACGGAACUUUAAAGAAAUCUAUAUGAUUCAUCAGUAAGCUAGGUCAUGUCUUCAGACGUUAGUAAAGGAAAGCAUAUCUGUUCCAAUGAGCGACACUUAACAUUAUAUGAUGCUGUGAACUUCCCUUACUCUGAAGUGAAUGGCUCAAAGACAAGCAAUAUUUCAAAUAACAGGAGAGGAAGUCCUGAAGAAAAUGAAGCUCCAGAUGUUGAUCAUAUCAAUUUCGGUGGUGAUAAACAGUGCAAUAUUCCCAGAAGCAUCAGGAGAGAGCUCGAAUAAUUGACUCGUCGAUACCAAAGUAGUAAAGCUAAUUAUGAUAGAGUUUCCUUAUCGAUCACAAUUACUAACAUGAGAUACCGAUUUUCUCCAUCAUCUCAAGUACAGCUAAUGCCAAUUUCGUUUUUAUGCUAAUUAAAGAGACAACGAUAUUACAUAAGAUAUUGGUGUACCAGAGUUUCUCUGCUCUCUCACUGGAUGUCAAAACUGUUUACAAUGGCUAUUGGUCCAAUCUUUCUACAGUCUUAAUCCUCAAUCAUACAUGGAGAACUAAACAUAUUACUUAAAUCUAUCUUAAGUAAUCUAACUACUGACUUUAAUCAUAAAGUUACAUCGCUAACGUUAUUAUCAUUAUAUGUCAAAGCUGCGGAUUAACUGUAUGCAUGACUACCG
Molecule: messenger RNA, 711 nt
Organism: Schistosoma turkestanicum
Lineage: Eukaryota; Metazoa; Platyhelminthes; Trematoda; Strigeidida; Schistosomatidae
Source: the annotation of a GenBank genome assembly